Molecule: messenger RNA, 855 nt
Organism: Amorphotheca resinae ATCC 22711
Lineage: Eukaryota; Fungi; Ascomycota; Leotiomycetes; Helotiales; Amorphothecaceae
Exons: 2
Biological process (GO): phosphatidic acid biosynthetic process
Cellular component (GO): endoplasmic reticulum; membrane
Molecular function (GO): 1-acylglycerol-3-phosphate O-acyltransferase activity
Source: RefSeq, a predicted model, not a curated record
AUGUCCGCCGUUCUCCAGUUCCUCGGAACCUUCGCCGUUGUCUACUGGGUCCUCACUCUCUUUCUCUACAUGUUGUCCCGCAUACUCCCACCCGCUGGGUUCGUUGCACGUUCCCUCGCCUCGUAUGCCUCUCUCCUACUUUGCGCCUGUUACGGGGUCGUUGCCUCUAUCGUAUUGCGCGCCGUGGGAUAUGGUCGGAUUUCACAAUGGGCCACCGCAAGGAGCUUCAAGUAUGUCAUGUGGUGUACAACUGGCAUCCAGUUCGCGAUUGAAGACCCGAACGACUACCUGAACAAGACACGACCCGCCGUCUUCAUUGGGAAUCAUCAGACGGAGCUCGAUGUCCUCAUGCUGGGACACAUAUUCCCCAAAUACUGCUCGGUUACUGCAAAGAAAUCGUUGAAGAACGUCCCUUUUCUGGGAUGGUUCAUGGCUCUGUCGCGUACGGUCUUCAUUGACAGGGCCAAUUCGACGAAUGCACGACAAGCCAUGGCAGGCGCGGCUGAGGAGAUCCAGAGGGAGAAGCAGAGUGUUUAUAUAUUCCCCGAGGGCACAAGGAGCUAUGCUAAGGAGCCAACGUUGCUACCAUUCAAGAAGGGGGCUUUCCAUUUAGCCGUCCAGGCAGGUGUGCCAAUUGUGCCGGUGGUGGUAGCGAACUACUCAGAUGUGCUAUAUGCGAAAGAGUGGAGGUUUAACGCUGGAACAAUUCCCGUUAAAGUCUUAAAACCCAUUGAGACGAAAAAUUUGACUUCUGCCGACGUCGAUGAUCUAACGCGCGAUACUCGGGAAUUGAUGCUGAAGGAGCUCGUAAGCUUAACAUCCAAAUCAAGAGGAAAACCUAUCGCAAUGACGGCA